CGACAAAAAGGGCCGAAAACAAGAAUUGCGUGCAAUUUAAAUCCGGCCUCCCGCUGAACACCCAGCAGGUGGCUUUAAUUUACACGUAAGCUCAUCAGCUCUUAACAGGAAGUGGCCACAAUAACGCUUUUAAACAAAGGCUCUGCGUCGUAGACAUCAGACUCGUACAUUCUAUGCGGAGACAGGCGCUAAACCAAAACGCUCUACACAACAGCAAGGCUACCACUCUUCUCCUAGACUUUAGCUUGAAAAAUGGAACAAGGCUCAGAUCCCAUGUAUCCAGCGUACAUGAGUAAUUCGGUUAUGAAUGGCUGUUUAUCCUAUACGGCCAUAGUGCUUAACAUUUUAACAAUCAAUGCACUCAGGAAAACUUCAUCUUUGCCAAAGACUCUGAAAACAUUACUGUUAAGUCUUGCUGUGUCUGAUCUUGGAGUUGGAUUAAUGGUACAGCCUCUCUAUACUGCGUUACUGGUUGAAGGUUUGCAACAAAAGCGAACAAAUUGGAUACUGGCCUUGUGCACAUUUUCUGCUGGUUUAUUUGCAAUCUCGUCGUUUCUUGGUGUGACGGCUCUGAGUGUAGACAGAUUUUUAGCUGUUCAUCUUCAUCUCAGAUAUCAGGAACUAGUAACUCACAAGCGUGUUGUGUUCGGGGUAAUAAUAUUGUGGCUGUUUGGUGCAUUGAUUGCUUUGUUAUCUUUCUGGAAUACAAUAGUGUUGUUAAUCCUUCUGACGUGUAUUUCCAGUCUGUGUGUCAUCUUUUGCACAACUGUGUAUUGUAAGAUUUAUUUCACUGUACGGCGCCUUGCAAGCCGACUGCAGCAUCGUCCACAGAGGGGACAAGAAGUACCCCAAGGCAAUAAAAUAGCGGUGAAUGCUGACAAGCUCAGAAAAUUUGCUCUCAGUACAUUUUACGUGUUUCUGGUCUUUUUAAUCUGUUAUUUGCCACAUAACUGCAUGUUGGUGGCGCGUAUCCUGAUCCCUCAACAAAAUACGUCGAUGCGCACAUUUGAUUUAUUUUCUGUAACACUGGUGUACCUUAAUUCGACCUUAAAUCCUGUCGUCUACUCAUGGAAGAUAAGACAUAUUCGUCUCGCUAUUAUGAACUCACUGCGAAAACUUGUUUUUUAUCACAACUGAAUUGAUAGUGAACCUGUAAGGUUUUUGUUUAGAAACGCACGAUCUGCACCCAAUAUUGAAAAAACAAAAAAGAAAAAAAAAACUGAAGGACAAAGUACUUUCUAAAUUAACAUAGAUUUGAUAAUGUGAGGGUGGAAAACUAGAAAAGACUAUCUGAAAGUGAACAAAAAACAGAAGUUUGAUAAAAUAAUAUUUUGAAGAUGAAAGAUGUAGAUAGCAUCUGUCGUUAGGUAACCUUAUAGAAUCAGAACGAUGUACGUUUUCGUUAAAAAGUAAUGUAUUACAUUUGUAACUUGUUUUCCGAGAAAGAUUAAAAAAAAAGCCAUACGUGAUGUAAAAAAUAAAAUAAUGGAGU
Messenger RNA from Pocillopora verrucosa, 1492 nucleotides. RefSeq names its product adenosine receptor A3-like. NCBI's taxonomy places the organism in Eukaryota, Metazoa, Cnidaria, Anthozoa, Scleractinia, Pocilloporidae. Gene Ontology annotation, molecular function: G protein-coupled receptor activity. The record is from RefSeq and is a predicted model, not a curated record. Gene Ontology annotation, cellular component: plasma membrane. Gene Ontology annotation, biological process: G protein-coupled receptor signaling pathway.